ACAAGGUGCUGGAAUCUACUGCCUUUGUCUGAUGCAUUCAUCUGUAGUGGCGAAAGAGGGUCUGCGUAAAGGAGGGGGCUGAGGCUUCUACAAACCAACACGAGCGACCCAAGUCCUUCAGUCCCGGGCCGUGCGCGCGUGCGAACGCAUCGUGUUGUUAUUGAGGGAAAGCUGGGCACAGGAAAACCGCAGUCUCCGAUGGUUCUGCUGUCUGUCAUCCACGCGCAGAACCUAAACCCAGAAACCCCGCACCUGCUAACCAACACCACCGGGAUAUAAGAGAUACUAACACACGGAUGGAUGGGACAAAAGCUGGAAAACUAGUUCUGGGGAAAGCAUGCGUGCUGAAAACAUUUAAGCAUUUAUUGCUUUGAGAGCACUUUGUUCUGACCUCGAACGCACGGUCAUGUCUGACACCUGACAAAUCCUGCGUCCAUUUGCAACUUUCCGAAGUUCCCCUCUCCUCGGCUGGAUUCACCGUGCAUCGUUUCUUUCAGUUGCUCUGUGUGUAAGAAAGACGAGACGGCGACUUCAGUUGAUUACCUGUCUUUUCUCUGUUAUCCGAUGGAUAUUCACUGUAAGGCAGACCCCUUCUCCGCCAUGCACCGGCACGGGGGAGUGAACCAGCUGGGCGGGAUGUUCGUGAACGGAAGGCCUUUACCUGACGUCGUGCGCCAGAGGAUCGUGGAGCUCGCGCAUCAAGGGGUCCGACCCUGUGACAUCUCCAGACAGCUGAGGGUCAGCCACGGCUGCGUCAGCAAGAUCCUGGGCAGAUAUUAUGAGACUGGGAGCAUAAAGCCUGGAGUCAUCGGAGGAUCCAAACCUAAAGUGGCCACGCCGAAGGUGGUGGAUAAAAUAGCGGACUAUAAACGGCAGAAUCCCACCAUGUUCGCCUGGGAGAUCCGGGACAGGCUUCUGGCGGAGGGCAUCUGUGAUAACGACACGGUCCCCAGCGUCUCCUCCAUUAACAGGAUCAUUCGGACGAAGGUUCAGCAACCGUUUCACCCCUCACCAGAUGGGACGUCUCUUUCCACCCCAGGACACACUAUAGUCCCCAGUACAGCAUCUCCUCCAGUCUCCAGUUCCUCCAAUGACCCUGUGGGCUCCUACUCAAUCAACGGCAUUCUGGGAAUCCCUCGCUCCAAUGGAGAAAAGAGGAAAAGAGAUGCUGACGGUUCUGUGGGUUCAGUGCAGAGCAGUGAUUCUCAGGGCAGCGUGGAGAGCCUGAGGAAACACCUGCGAGCCGAUGCCUUCACCCAGCAGCAGUUAGACGCUCUGGACCGAGUGUUCGAGAGGCCGGCAUUCCCAGACGUCUUUCCCACUCCUGAACACAUCAAACCGGAGCAGGCGAGUGAAUACAGCCUCCCUGCUUUAAACGCAGGCCUGGAUGAAGCCAAACCCAGUUUAUCCUCCGGCACGACCUCUGACCUGGGCGUCAGCGUGUCACAGAGCUACUCUGUAGGUCGGGAUAUGGCCAACACAACCUUACCUGGAUAUCCCCCUCACGUCCCUCCCACCGGACAGGGCAGCUACCCGACGUCCACACUGGCUGGAAUGGUUCCUGGGAGCGAAUUUUCAGGGAAUCCCUACAGCCAUCCACAGUACACCACCUACAAUGAAGCCUGGAGAUUCAGCAACCCAGCAAUACUGAGUUCCCCCUAUUAUUAUAGUGCAUCCCGAGGCUCCGCCCCCCCAACUGCUGCCACUGCCUAUGACCGCCACUAGUUACCACAUUAACCAAAUUAGGCGGCACGCCCAUGGACUCGGACUUCAUAUUCUGCCAGUGUGAGCAGAGCAGCUGAUUGGACAUCAUUCGGUCACAUGAUGAAGAACAGACCAAUCAGGAACAAAAACAUCUCAACGACAAUUCAGCCAUUCUCACGAGUCCCAAAAGACUCGACGAGAAAAAAAAAAAAAAGAUAAACGAACAAUAAAUGUAUAUCUCAAAGACUGAGGGUAAAUAUGAUUUUUAAAAUGGAAUUAACAUCGGCUUUUUAAAUAGUUUUAUAUUUUGUCCUCUCAUUGAUAUUAUUCAUCGGCAUACUUCAACGGUUGGAUUUUAUUAUUUUUAUUUUUACAUGAAAAAUGCAUUUUCAUUUCAGAUUGUUCUUUGCAUCGUCUAUCCAAAUGUACAAAAAUGUCUAGAUUUUAUUUAUGAAUACCUAUUAUAUAAACGAACACAUCUGAAUGAGGAAAACCGCUUCAAUGCAUGGUUGUAGAUUCUCUGGACUUUAAAACUCAAAACUUGAUGCUCCACUCAUUACACAGUAAACUAUUACUCGAUACAGUAUGUACUCAAACUCAGCAUGGAAAUACAAAGCAAACAUGCCUUUUUUCAUGCUCUCAACGCCAGCAGAAGAUCUCUAACACACUCCUGUGAGAAACAAUCAGAUACCAACAAGAAAGAGAUGAAACAGGACUAGAAACAGAGAUACUGUCAACCCUGGUCCUACCAAGAACAGAUGUGAUUAUAAGUGAAAGAUACAUUUUUUUAUGUUAUUUAUUUGGUUAGUUUUUUACAAUGACAAAAGUAUCAUGAAGAACUCUACAGUAUGCAUGGAUUAUUUUCAUCCAUUAUGCAUUUCUAUGUGUUUAUCAUAGAUCAAAUUAUGUCAAAUUCUCAGGGGGGAAUUCACUAAUAAUGCAUGAUAUAUUUAGCACUUGCUUUUUUGUGCAAAACACUGCAAACACUAUUUCAGCCAGAUGCAUAAGCAUAAGUCAUUAUGUCAGGAAUUCCAAUUCAAAUAUUUGUAUGUAAUUGACUUAAAUAAAAGUUCUGACCAGUGUUGCAGAAAAAAUAAAUAAAAUGCACUAACUUUUAAGACUAGUCUGGUUUAGAGCUGGUAAACAAAUAAAUGCAGAAUAGUGAAUUCACCCCUCAGUGUUAUUGUUUGCACUAUGGGUUGUGCUCUUUAUGAGGUGUCUUGAGUGAAUAAACAGUGAACAAUGUUUUGCAUUUGAGGAAACAAACAUGUACUGCUGACCAGACGAAGCACUUAAACCUCUAAAUGUGUUUACAGAAUAGUUAGCAGCUGUUCAAUUAAUAAACAGAUGGGUUGGUCACUGGUUAUCGGCUUUAUGAUUUACUUUUCAGAACUCUGCUUUGGGAUUGUCAAGCUGUUUCAGUAAUGCAAAAAAAAAAGACCUUUUGUUCGAUGCUUUACAACAAGUGCAAUUCUGCAAAUCAUUUUUCAUUAUCAUGUACUGUACGAUCCUGUUUGAGUUCAUGUUCUGACAAACAACUUUAGUUUUCAUCGUAUACGUUACAGUUGAGAGAAUGUACUUGUAUCACAUUUGCCAAAGACUUUUUGUUGAUGUAUAUUUUUAUUUACAGUCUGCCGUUGCAUUGUACAAACAGUAUUAUAGUGAAAGCAUUUUCAAUGUAUGUACAAAUCCUAUGCAGAGCUAAGAAAUCUGUUGUAUGCAUAAACUAUAAAACUACUGACAUGUUUGUUUUGUUCAUUAUUUAUUUUAUUUUGUGAAAUAACAACUUUUAAAAUAAUUUUGUGUGAAAUUUCAUUUCUGUACUGUAAAUACAUUCUGAUCAAAUCUG
This is a messenger RNA of Carassius gibelio (silver crucian carp), 3553 nucleotides long. RefSeq names its product paired box protein Pax-2a-like. NCBI's taxonomy places the organism in Eukaryota, Metazoa, Chordata, Actinopteri, Cypriniformes, Cyprinidae. Gene Ontology annotation, molecular function: RNA polymerase II cis-regulatory region sequence-specific DNA binding; DNA-binding transcription factor activity, RNA polymerase II-specific. Bases 565 to 1725 code for a protein of 386 amino acids. The transcript is spliced from 10 exons. The record is from RefSeq and is a predicted model, not a curated record. Gene Ontology annotation, biological process: anatomical structure development; regulation of transcription by RNA polymerase II.